UUUGUCAGCAAGUUUGAACAUGUUCUGACUUGUUUCGCAGAACGAAAGUUAAUGAAUUUUGUUUAAAAAGAAUAAUAAGAAAAUUGAAAAGUGUGUUGGAGUCAAGAAAAACUGAAAGACAUCUGAAAAAUGUAUAUGUGAACCUCGAAAAUAAUGACAUUAGGGGGAAUUUUGAUAUUUGCUAUUGAAAAGUUACAAGGAAAGGAAUAUUCGAUUGACAAUAACUAAAAAAAUGGAGAUUCCAUUAUUCAUUAUUUUGGCGUUGACUUGCGUCGAGGCUUCGUCAAUUCUAAAUUGGAUGUGGGGUAAAUCCCCUGAGGAACCUGACGUUCUAGUCACCAAUGGCGUGCCACUGAUAGCCAUUCCAUAUGAAUCAAUGACAGAUGAUGAGAAGUUUCUUCAGGAAGCAGCAAAAUUUACCGACAUUCAGGUGUCAUCACCUCUCCAACUUUGUCAGCACAAAAUCAUCAUGAAAAUACAAAGUUCUUGCAGUCAGCUGAGUGAAGAAGAGCUCGCAAAACUUGGUGUCAACUUGUUGAAUUGUCAGUCGGCUGUAGAGGGGAGGAAAAUAUUUCCCUGCACUGAACAAAUGUCUCUUAAACAAUGUACAACUGAGAUGGAUGCAGAUAUGUGGAAUGCUUAUCACUUGAUGAGCAACAGAGCACGAGCUGUUUGCUAUGCAGUUCGGAAUAUUCAGUUCAGAGCACUCACGGAAUUGACAGUUAAUAAACUUAUGCAUAGUGCUCGUUCGCAAAUUGAAGCACUGGGCUCCUUACAGGAAAGUCACGAGCGACUGGAAAUGCGUACUAUUGAUGCAUUGUCAUCAUUGUCAAAGGGCAAUGAGGUCCUUAUGGAACAGCAAAAGCACCUGGAGGAUUCCCAGUCACAAUCUCACAGAUUAGUGGUAAAUAACCUUCGACAAUUGACAAACGAAAAGUAUUUGAUUCGUAGUGGACACACUCUCCUGGCCUCCAUGACGGAAGACAUUCGAAAGCGUCUGGAAAAAACCAAUGAAGAUCUUGAGGCUCAAGCGUCAGACCGUCAAAAGAAUCAUCAGGAAAUCCUGAAGGACUUGAUGGAUAUUCAGGAAAAGUCGGAAUUAAUUUGGAAAAAAAUUGAAGAGAGUACGAAACGAAUAGUAGAAAAAAAUGCUGAUGCUGUAGCACAGUACGAACAGACGUUUGAAAAAUUGGAGAAAAUAAACAAUACUAUCCAUUUCAUAUCGAAUAUAACAGAAUCAAUGCGCCAAGAAAUUGAUGGGAAAUUGGGAUGGAUUACUGAACAUAUUGGCAAUACAGGUGAACACUUGCAAAGGAUGUACCGUAUCUCAUUGCACGUGAUUUAUUUGGUAGGAGCAAUGAUAGUCGCUGCCUUUCUCAAUGCUCCAUUUUUGACUAGGGCUACAAUCAUGGGAUUCAUUCCACUGAAUUUAAUUACUUAUUUAAAACACGGAAUGAACGCUUGUCUUGACUUCACAUCGAUUACUAUUUUAAUUUUCUUCAUUACAGCGAUGCACUAUGUUAUGCUUGGAAUUCAGCAGCUAUUUGUGAGUGAUACUAAAGGCAUACAGGCCACUGCCGAUAUUAACUCGAAAAAGCACUCGUCAACCACCAGCUACAACCCACAACGUACAUCAACACCUGUGCCUGGAGUAAUUUCAAAGAUAAAUUAUACAGUUCGAUUGAUGAAAAAUAUCAAUGGAGUCUAUGAUAUUCUUAUACAGUCGUUCGUGCAUUUGAAAGAAAAAAUCGGCCUUAUCCUUCAGUCUGCAUCCUCCUGGUGUUGUACCAAUACAUCGCCAGUUGAAGAACUUUCAUGCUCAUACCUGCCCGCUCAACUUCCCCGAGAGGAUCUAGCAAUGGGCUACAACAGGGGACAACAUUCGAGUAUUUUAUCUGACGAUAUGAAUGAUUAUUCGCAUUCAUAUGCCAAUGAUACCGGUCACACGGAUGAGUUACAGGAUGCGAAUCAAUUGAGAUACCGUAUGCUCUACAAAUCACCGCGUAAUUACAGUGCUAGUCCAUCCAGAAGUGUUACGCCUAAUUCUGCGGCUUCCUCACGGACGCUGUGCUGUGCUUUGACAAAGACGGGUGCCAAGUGUCGUUCUCGUGCACAACCAGGCCGAUAUUUUUGCGGCCGCCACAGUGAUGGCUCAUCCAUCUUGGAUGAUUAAACCGCCCUCACAAUAAAUUGAAUCAUUCUCACUAAUUUAUUAAACAAAAAUUAUCCAAAAUCAUUCUGUUGCUCUACGUCUGCGAGCAUCAUAAAUUGUAGUAUAUUAUAAACAUUCCAAUUUCAUUUCAUUUGCUACUAUGUAUUUAUUUAUUAGAACAAUACAUUUUAUCGCUAUAUAAUUACUUUAUAAUUAAUGUAUAAUAAUUUGUUGCAUUGUAUUUUUGCAAAUGUCUGUGGAAAAAAACGUGAUUUAUACAAAAAUAAAUGAGUUAAUGACGUUCUCACUCA
Molecule: messenger RNA, 2463 nt
Organism: Diachasmimorpha longicaudata
Lineage: Eukaryota; Metazoa; Arthropoda; Insecta; Hymenoptera; Braconidae
Product: protein brambleberry-like
Exons: 10
Coding region: 233-2173 (646 amino acids)
Source: RefSeq, a predicted model, not a curated record